Rhododendron vialii is the source of this 648-nucleotide messenger RNA. RefSeq lists its product as uncharacterized. Bases 1 to 648 code for a protein of 215 amino acids. NCBI's taxonomy places the organism in Eukaryota, Viridiplantae, Streptophyta, Magnoliopsida, Ericales, Ericaceae. The transcript has a single exon. The record is from RefSeq and is a predicted model, not a curated record.
AUGAGAAAGAGGCCCGGCGAGACGCUUCGGAAGUAUGCCGAACGUUACUGGCAACUGUUUAACAAGAUACCCGGUGUUGAUCAAUACUGGGCGGCAAGGAACUUCAAGAAUGGGUUGGAAACAGGAAGCAAGAUCCUGGAUGAGCUGGCAAUAAGGGCCCCUCAUGGAAUGAACGAGCUAAUGAGGACGGUAGAACAGUUCUGCUCCUACGAAGAGUUCCUCGCCGAGCGAGAACUCCAAGGAGGACAAAACUCAAUCGUACCUCAAAGCCUUCAUGUCCCUACGCCCCAAAUCGCACCACCGAAGCCUGUGGUCGCUGUCCAGCCAAAGAAGCAGGUCAACACAGUCAAGGUGGCAGACAAAAAGAGGCCGAAAGCUCAUGACUAUAUAGCUGAAACCACAGUUUUCAAAGAGCCAAUUUAUUUCCUCUUCCGUACGAUUGAGAGGGAACCGUUCUUUGUUUGGCCGAACCCUCCCAAACUAAACACAGAAGAAGGCAAUAACAACAAUCGGAAGAGAUGCUCGUACCAUAAUGAGCUCGAGCAUUACACCACGGCCUGCGCUCCCUAUAAGGCGCUAUUGGAGAAUUUAGCAGCGCAAGGACUCCUUGAUGAUCAUAUCGACUGGACAAAGACGCCGAGGAGAUAG